Molecule: messenger RNA, 1521 nt
Organism: Humulus lupulus (European hop)
Lineage: Eukaryota; Viridiplantae; Streptophyta; Magnoliopsida; Rosales; Cannabaceae
Product: ATP-dependent Clp protease proteolytic subunit-related protein 3, chloroplastic
Exons: 10
Coding region: 113-1093 (326 amino acids)
Biological process (GO): protein quality control for misfolded or incompletely synthesized proteins
Cellular component (GO): endopeptidase Clp complex
Molecular function (GO): serine-type endopeptidase activity; ATPase binding; ATP-dependent peptidase activity
Source: RefSeq, a predicted model, not a curated record
CGUCGUCCUCGUCGUGGCCAAGAAUCAGUGGUUGGGGCAAGCGAAAUCGUCACAUUUUCUUUUCUUCUCCGAGAAAAAUUCAGACCUGCACGAAGAAAAUUAGAGGUUAACAAUGGUUAUCAGCUUGCAAAUACCCAUGUCUGCCUCACUGCCAUCGUCUUCUUAUUCACCAUCUAUUAGGCCCAAAACUCUUAGCAAUUUCAGGACCUUAUGUGCCAUUAAUGCCCGGGCAAAAGCUAAAAUCCCCGUUCCCCCCAUAAACCCCAAGGACCCAUUUUUGUCGAAGCUUGCUUCAGUCGCUGCAACUUCACCAGAGACGUUACUGAACCGCCCUGCCAACUCUGACUCACCCCCCUUUUUGGAUUUGUUCGACUCUCCAACACUCAUGGCUACGCCUGCUCAAGUGGAAAGGUCAGUUUCAUACAACGAGCAUAGGCCUAGGAGGCCGCCCCCGGACUUACCUUCAUUGUUGCUCCAUGGAAGAAUAGUUUAUAUUGGCAUGCCUUUGGUACCAGCUGUCACAGAACUUAUUGUUGCGGAAUUGAUGUAUCUUCAGUGGAUGGAUCCUAAACAGCCGAUUUAUAUCUAUAUAAACUCUACAGGAACUACUCGUGAUGAUGGUGAAACUGUUGGGAUGGAGUCAGAGGGCUUUGCUAUAUAUGAUGCAAUGAGGCAGUUAAAAAAUGAAAUACAUACCGUUGCUGUUGGAGCUGCUAUAGGUCAAGCAUGUUUAUUACUCUCUGCAGGAACUAAGGGUAAACGGUUUAUGAUGCCACAUGCAAAAGCCAUGAUCCAACAACCUCGAGUCCCAUCAUCUGGUUUGAUGCCUGCUAGUGAUGUUCUAAUUCGUGCAAAAGAGAUUGUUACAAAUAGAGAUACUCUUGUAAAACUUCUGGCCAGGCAUACUGGAAAUUCAGAAGAGACUGUAGCUAAGGUGAUGAGAAGGCCAUUUUACAUGGAUGCUACAAGAGCUAAAGAAUUUGGAGUGAUUGAUAAAGUUCUUUGGCGUGGUCAAGAAAAGAUAAUGUCCGAUGUGGCUCCCCCAGAAGAUUGGGACAAGGGCGCUGGGAUCAAAGUUGUUGAUGGAAUUUAGUUUCUUUAUGGUAGAUAUGACAGUCAAUGUAGGAAGUCCUAUAGGAGGAGAAAGCUACAAAUGGGGUAUGUUUCUCAGAUGAUGAGCUGAUUUUAUUUAGUGUCUCAAGACAUUUGACAAGAAGCCAUACUUUUUCUUGGAAGUAGAUUGCCGAUCAAAACAUGAGGCUUGAAGAUUGAGGAGGGGCUCGUCAAGAUUUUUAGCUCAAAGUGUCCUAAAUACUAAUAAGUUUAUGGAUCAUUGUACUGGUUUUGAAUAUUGAAAUUCAUGUUCCUCAAUAUGUCCAAGAUUAAAGUGAUUUUGAAGACUUGGAAGCUUGGAGUUUCUGUAAUGUUUAGAUUUGGCUCCCUAGGUUUGACUAAUCUUGUUUCCCAAAUCUUCUGUUCUUGUCCCUUGGAAAUGAAAUGAUGAUCACUUGUUCGAACAAA